ACCAUCGAAAUUCCAAUCGAACGAAAACGGAUACAAGAGUAAUUGAGUAAAUAUACACCGGAAACCUUUUCUUGCAUAAUCGCAUCUUAACAAAAACUUGCCCGGAAAACCCCCUGGAAAAAUCUCCGGAAACACCACUCCAAACAAAAUCGGAAGAAGAAAAGAGAAACAUGUUGUCGUCCUCGCCCUCGAGCCCCAGGCUGGGCUCGCCGAGCAGCUCGCGGUCCGUGACGGAGACGGUGAACGGCUCGCACAACUUCACGAUAAGAGGGUAUUCGUUGGCAAAGGGGAUCGGGGUGGGAAAGCACAUCGCGAGCGACAACUUCACGGUGGGAGGGUACCAGUGGGCCAUCUACUUCUACCCGGACGGCAAGAACCCCGAGGACAACUCCACCUACGUCUCCGUCUUCAUCGCGCUGGCCAGCGAGGGCACCGACGUGCGCGCCCUCUUCGAGCUCACUCUGCUCGACCAGAGUGGCGCCGGUAAGCACAAGGUCCAUAGCCAUUUCGAUCGAUCCCUCGAGAGCGGCCCCUACACCCUCAAGUAUAGAGGCAGCAUGUGGGGCUACAAACGAUUUUUCAGACGGAAUAUGCUUGAAUCAUCAGUUUUCCUUAAGGAUGAUUGCUUGAAAAUAAAUUGCACUGUUGGUGUUGUGGUUUCUGGAAUAGAUUGUUCAAGAUUACACUCCAUACAUGUCCCUGAAUCUGAUAUCGGAGAACAUUUUGGUAUGUUGUUGGAUAACGAGGAAUGUUCGGACGUUACUUUUAAUGUGUCUGGGGAAAAGUUUCAUGCUCACAAGCUGGUAUUGGCUGCUCGUUCUCCUGUAUUUGAAACUGAAUUUUUCAAUGGGAUGGAUGAAGAUAAUCAUGAAAUAGUUAUUACAGAUAUGGAACCCAAGGUUUUUAAGGCUUUGCUUCAAUACAUCUACACAGAUACUCUUGUUGAAGAUGAGGAUUUCUUGGCAUCAAGUUCAUCUUGCAUGCCAUCUUUAUCUGACACUUUUGCUGCAAAGUUGUUAGCUGCGUCUGAAAAAUAUGGUUUGCCCAGACUUAGACUGAUGUGCGAGUCUGUACUCUGUAGAGAUAUAUCUGUAGAUUCUGUUGCCAAUAUUUUGGCCCUGGCUGACCGUUAUCAUGCUUCAGAUCUGAAAUCAGUUUGCCUAAAAUUUGCUGCUGAAAAUCUUGUUGCCGUUAUGCGCUCAGAUGGUUUUGAGUAUCUCAAAGAGAACUGCCCGCUGCUGCAAUCCGAACUCCUAAAGACGGUGGCAGGAUGCGAGGAGGAAUUCAGUGGAGGAGGGGGUAAGAGUCGAAGCGUGUGGGGUCAGUUUUCUGAUGGCGGUGACACAAAUGAUAGGAGUGUAAGGCAGCAAACCUGGGAAAAUGGAGGGGAAAGAAGUCGAAGCUUGUGGGUACAGCUUUCUGAUGGUGGUAGGAGUCCUAGGCAAGAAGGCUGAUAUCAUGAAGUGAAAAACAGAAAGAGAAAAAGGGGCUUCAUUCAUUGUAACGUGCCUUUUUCUUCUUCUCCUGAUGUAUCAUGUAUGUCAAAUGGCUGUAUGCUGUUUGCUGAAUGGCAGUAAAUUAAGGGGUUAUAGUUUAAUUAGGUUGCAUUAACACAAGGAAUUUGUAGUUAUCAGUGCGCUGAUUGUAACUAUACCUAAAAGAAUGUAGACCACGAUUGCUGGUUUGUAUGCACUUUUGUCUUUUGAUUAAAUGAUGCACAACACAUCCUUCACUUUCUA
Molecule: messenger RNA, 1739 nt
Organism: Alnus glutinosa
Lineage: Eukaryota; Viridiplantae; Streptophyta; Magnoliopsida; Fagales; Betulaceae
Product: BTB/POZ and MATH domain-containing protein 4
Exons: 4
Coding region: 171-1454 (427 amino acids)
Biological process (GO): protein ubiquitination
Molecular function (GO): protein binding
Source: RefSeq, a predicted model, not a curated record